CAGGUAAACAUGCAACGAUCGCACAAGCGCCCAUGAAUGGUUUUGCAGGCGCCUCUCCAACGCCUCUCACUGAGCUUAGUCUGAGACUCCCGCUUUCCUUCGUCCCAUCCGUGCAAACUAGGCAUCAUCAUACAUGGCGACUGCCACAAAAUCAUCACAGAAGCGACCUGCGACCGCACAGGCGGGCCCGAAAGCCAAGAGGGAGAAAAAGAGCAGCAAACACAGUGGCUCGGUGGUUGCGCUAGACAAGGGCAAGAAGCGUAGCAGGCCCGUCACAAAACCCGUCCUUGACGAAGCGGAGGAGUCUGGGUUGGAUGACUCGGAGGCAGACGACUUUGAGGAUGAGUUUGGUCGCAAUGGGGAUGAAGCCGAAGGCGAAGAUGCGGAGAUGGACGGCGACUUAAAAAGUGCACCGUCGAAAGACCCGAAUGCUGCACGGGAGUCUCACAAAGCCCAGCGAGCCCUGCACAACGAACGGCGCGCUGCAAAACCUCACUCUGUCCUGCUUGCAGACGCAAAACGCGCCUGGCGCCUGGCACAUCAAAAGAACAUACCGCGGGCGGAGCGCGAGAAGCACCUCACCGCGCUGAUGGACGUUAUCCGCGGAAAUGUCAAGGACAUCGUGCUGAAGCACGACGCGAGCCGGAUCGUACAGACGGUCGUGCGCUAUGGUGGCGAGAAGGAGCGGAACGAGGUCGCACAGGAGCUAAAGGGGAGGUAUAGGGAACUGGCGCAGAACAAGUACUCGAAGUUUCUUGUCACGAAACUCAUCCGCUUCUGCCCCGCACAUCGAGCAUCAAUCCUUCGCGAGUUCCAAGGCCAUGUCCUCCGCCUGCUCCUUCAUCGCGAAGCUUCAAGUGUGCUCGCGGAUGCCUUCGAACUCUACACAAAUGCCUAUGAGCGGUCCAUUCUACUCCGCGACUUCUACGGAAAGGAGGCAAGCCUAGUGGGCGUGAGCGUUACUGCAGGGGGUGAGGAGGAGAAGGAACGCGCGAAGAAGGGGCUGAAGGGCGUGUUGGAGGGCCUCGAGGGCGAGCGGCGGCGGAGGGUGCUGAAUGCUGUGAAGGAAAACCUCGUAACAAUCUUCAACAAUCCUGACAAAGGGGCAGUCUCGCACACGAUCGUUCAUCGCGCACUGUGGGAGUACCUGUCGGCGGUUGUGUCUAUCGAGGACGAGGCGGAGCAAGAGAAGCUCAGGCGAGAGAUGUUUGAAAGUUGUCAAGACGUCCUCGCGGAGAUGGUACACACGAAAGACGGCAGCCGUUCCGUCCGUGAGUUCAUCGUGCACGGCACCGCGAAGGACAGGAAGCAGAUUGUCAAGGCGAUCAAGCCGCACGUCCAGCGGAUGUGCAUCGACGAUGAGGCGCAGCUGGUGCUGUUCACGGCGCUGGACGUCAUUGAUGAUACAAAGUUGACUGCGAAGUCACUAGUCUCGGACAUGACAGGAUCUGCCUCAACGCUCUAUACCUCACCACAAGGCCGCCGUGCGCUCAUCUAUCUCGUCGCGCCGCGGACAAGACGACACUUCACGCCUGCGCAGAUUGCGACGUUGGCCGAAACGGACGCAGUACGUGCGCGGACGAGCAAGAAGGACGAAGCCCUGCGUGCAGCCGAGAUCCGCAAAGCAGCGAGCGACGGCCUCCUCUCCUGGCUCGCGGAGAGCGGCGCAGAUGUUGCGCGCGAACCCGGCGGUAGUCUCGUGGUAUGCGAGGUUAUGCUCUACGCAGAGGGCGACAAUUUGCCCGCCUCCGACAAUCUACUGAAAGCCCUCUCGGCACCGUAUCCAUCCCCCGACGCGAUUUCCCCGCAUUUGAUCUCUCUCCCCCAUACAUCCCGCCUAUACAAGACCCUCCUCCAGGGUGGCCACUUCAACCACUCCGCAAAAGCGAUUGAGCCCGCGGAGAACUGGUCUCCGGCUAGCUUCGCGAAGCGAUUCGUCGAGCUCGUCGGGCAAGAUACUACGAUCGCUAUGGCACGCGGAGAGGGGGCGUUCGUUGUUGCAGCGCUGUGUGAGCAGCUAGCGAAGAGCGAGGAGAGCGCGAAGGAGAGGAAGGCGGUGAGCGGAUGGUUUACGGAGAGCGUGAGGAAGGAGAUCACGGAUGCGAAGGGGAAAGGUUGCGCGGUCUUGCUGGAGGCGCUGGACAAAUUAGAUUCGUAACCAGCCAGACACCCCCACGGAUCGUCACCUCGUGUAUUGCACUACUCAGUCC
Molecule: messenger RNA, 2210 nt
Organism: Rhodofomes roseus
Lineage: Eukaryota; Fungi; Basidiomycota; Agaricomycetes; Polyporales; Fomitopsidaceae
Product: ARM repeat-containing protein
Exons: 8
Coding region: 134-2158 (674 amino acids)
Biological process (GO): regulation of translation
Cellular component (GO): nucleolus
Molecular function (GO): mRNA binding
Source: RefSeq, a predicted model, not a curated record